Helianthus annuus (common sunflower) is the source of this 7121-nucleotide messenger RNA. RefSeq lists its product as uncharacterized. The transcript has 19 exons. Gene Ontology annotation, molecular function: ATP binding; protein kinase activity. NCBI's taxonomy places the organism in Eukaryota, Viridiplantae, Streptophyta, Magnoliopsida, Asterales, Asteraceae. The coding region runs from base 1 to 7032 and encodes 2343 amino acids. The record is from RefSeq and is a predicted model, not a curated record. Gene Ontology annotation, biological process: recognition of pollen; protein phosphorylation.
AUGGAGCACCAGUCCAUACAUGUAUUAUUAGUCUUUCUUGCUUUGAUCAUGCUGUCAUCAGGUUGUUCUGCAGUAGAUACCAUAUCUGCAAAUCAAGAAAUCAGAGAUGGUAAUGCCACCCUUGUUUCCAAAGGCGAAAUGUUCGAACUGGGCUUUUUUAGUCCCGGGAAGUCCAAGAACCGGUACCUGGGAAUAUGGUACAAGAAGAUAUCAUAUGGGACUGUUGUAUGGGUUGCUAACAGGGAGACACCAAUUGCAGAUACAUCAGGCUUGCUCAAGCUUAGCAGACAGGGAAACCUGGUGAUUUGUAGUGGCGGAAACUCGGUGGUUUGGUCAUCCAAUUCGACGGGUAAUAAUUCGGUAGUGGUGGCGCAGCUUUUAGAAAGCGGAAAUCUUGUUGUGUGGAAUAGAAAUAAAAUGAUUUGGCAAAGUUUUGACUAUCCAGGGGACACGUUUCUUCCGGGAAUGAAAUUAGGGAAGGAUUUGGUAACAGGGAUGCAGUGGUGCAUGACCUCUUGGAAGAGCCCGGAUGAUCCUUCUACAGGCGUGUAUAGGAAUAUACACGACACGAAUGGAUAUCCACAAACGUUAAGGUUUCAGGGUGAAAUUUUACAGGGAAGACAUGGACCGUGGAAUGGUCUCGGCUUUGGCGGUUUUCCUAUUGAAGAAGGAAAUCAGAUUUACUCAACCGAUUUUGUCAUGAAUGAAAAGGAAAUCUAUUAUAAAUAUGAACUUAAAAGUUCAGUUGUUCAACGGGUGGUUUUAACAUGGGAUGGUAAGACACUAGUUUUGCAAUGGAUUGAGCGAAUCAAAGACUGGAUUCUUUAUUCAACCGCUGAUGUAGAUACUUGUGAUCGAUUUUCACUCUGUGGGCCUUUUGGAAUCUGUAGCAUUAACAAACAUCCACCUUGUACUUGUAUUCAAGGGUUUGAACCAAAAAAUCCUGAACAAUGGGAGGCGUCUGAUUGGGCGAGUGGGUGUAUACGCAAAAAGCCACUGCAUUGUGGGAACGGGAGUGGUGAUGGGGACGAGGAUGGUUUUUGGAAAAUUGCAAGAGUGAAGGUACCAGACACACGACGUGUGUGGUAUAAUGUGAGCAUGACCCUUGGAGAAUGUGAGAUGGCCUGCAAAAGGAACUGCUCUUGUGCAGGUUAUACAAGUUCAGAUAUCAGAAAUGGAGGAAGUGGAUGUUUGCUAUGGCUUGAUGAGCUUUUGGACACUAGAGAAUAUGAUGUAGAUCAAGAUAUUUACAUAAAAAUUGCAGCCUCUGAGUUAAAAGGUUUUGUGAAAUCCCAGUCCGAUCUCAACGAAAGGAAAAUAAUACUUGUAGUAGUGCUUUUAACUUCAUCAGCCAUGCUACUUCUCUUUGCUGUGGCAUAUGCAUGUAGAAAAAUCAAGAAAACGCCUCCCAUGGAAAGACAAGGAAAGUUGUAUGUGCAUGAUGAAAAGAAUACAAGUCUGCAGAUGGAACAGCUUGAUGAUUUACAGUCUUUUAGCUUAUACGAAGUAGCCAGGGCCACAGGUAACUUCAGUGUCUCCAAUAAGAUUGGAGAAGGUGGCUUUGGUCCGGUUUACAAGGGUGUGUUGAAGGAUGGAAGAGAAAUAGCUGUGAAGCGGCUCUCAGAAACAUCUCAACAAGGGCUUGAUGAGUUCAAGAAUGAAGUCAUCUGUAUUGCAAAACUUCAGCAUCGGAAUCUUGUGAAGCUUCUUGGAUAUUGCGUUCAUCAAAAUGAACUGAUUUUGAUUUAUGAAUAUCUGACUAACAAAAGCUUGGACUGGUUUCUUUUUGAUGAAACCAGAAGCUUGAUGCUGAACUGGCCUCAACGAUUCAACAUAAUACAUGGGAUAGCUCGAGGUAUUCUCUAUCUACAUCAAGAUUCCCGCCUUCAAAUUAUCCACAGAGAUCUCAAGGCAAGUAAUAUUUUGCUGGACAGUGAUAUGAAUCCAAAAAUAUCCGACUUCGGGCUAGCUAGAAACUUUGUAGGACAUGAUACCACUAAUAAGACAAAGAAAGUUGUUGGAACACACGGUUACAUUUCUCCAGAGUACGCAGUACAUGGCCGUUUCUCAAUUAAAUCUGAUGUAUUUAGUUUUGGUGUUCUGGUGUUGGAGAUAAUUUGCGGGAAGAGAAACAGAGAAUUCUCUCAUGGAGGGCACACUGAUAACCUUCUUGGGCAUGCAUGGAAACUCUAUAAAGAAGGAAGGUCCAUUGGACUAUUGAGUGCAUCUUUACAGGCCUCAUGUGUGGUCUCUGAGGUACUAAGAUCAAUACAUGUUGCGCUGUUAUGCGUGCAGCAUCGUCCAGAAGAUAGACCGACUAUGUGGUCAGUGGUUCUCAUGCUGGUUAGUGAAGGACCACUGUCUGAACCUAAAACGCCUGCUUUUUUCAUUGGAGAGAGCUGCAGUGAUCACGAAUCUCUUCCAUCAGUUGAUGAACACGCGAUAACACUAUUGUAUGCUCGAUACGAAUUUUGGCCCUUUGCUAUGGAUAAUCAGAUACUCAAUACAAUUCAUGUUGUGCGAGCUAAACAAUUGCAAGCAAUUAAAAUAUUUUGCUUAUUGGUGGUUUUUAUUAUACGACAUAGAAUGUUUACCAAAAAACAUGUUAAUUUACCUACUAGAGAUGAAAUUUUACAAAGACGAUGUGUACGAGAAGAGAUGUUACAUGAUCUUUCAAAAAGUGGUAAAUGUCGUGAACUUAUCCGUAUGAGUGAGAAAGCUUUUAUGACAUUGUGCAAUAUCCUAAAGCGUGAUGGUGGUCUUCGACCUACUCAACGUAUGUCCGUUGAAGAGCAAGUUGCAAGAUUUUUGCAUAUUGUAGGUAAUGACUUGAGAAACCGGCUUGCCUCUUGGAUGUACCGUCGUUCUGGAUCAACAACCAGUCGAUGCCUCCAUAGAGUUUUGCAAGCGAUUAUAUCGUUAGAAAGUCGUUAUAUUCAACAACCGAAAGGUGAUAUUGUCCCGAAAGAAAUUCAAGAAAAAAAACGAUUUUAUCCGUUUUUCAAGGACUGCAUAGGGGCAAUUGAUGGAACACAUGUUCGUGUCAAGGUACCUAACAAAGAUGCCCCUAGAUAUCGUGGUCGCAAAGGAUACCCGACAAUAAAUGUAUUGGCUGCUUGUACAUUUGAUUUAAAGUUUACAUAUAUUUUAACUGGUUGGGAGGGUACCGCGUCGGAUUCAAGAAUAAUAAAGAAUGCACUUACUAGAGAUGAUAAACUAGUCAUUCCGACCGGUAGAUUUUGUUUAGUAGAUGCGGGCUUACCUCAUACGAUUACACUAAUGACACCAUAUAGAGGUGUUAGGUAUCAUUUGAAAGAGUACUCCGCUCAUGCCCCUAAGAAUUCAAAGGAAUUGUUUAACCUUCGUCAUGCUUCAUUGCGUAACGCAAUAGAAAGAGCAUUUGGUGUCCUAAAAAAGAGGUUUCCUAUCAUUAGAAAGGAAGAUCGUGACAAAGAUCUCGAAGAUGAGGUCUUACAUGAGGUGUUAAAUGGAUCAGAAGAAGAAGAACGUCAUAGUACAGGAGACAUACGUGAGGGUAAUACCAGAGCAGACCAACUAAGGAAUUCAAUUGCUAAUGAAAUGUGGACUAACUAUUUGGCUUAUCCGAAUGAUGAAAUAGAUAUGUCAAAUAAGAAGGAACAAUUGAAGUGGACAGAGAUUAUGGACAAUGCCUUCAUUCAAGCAAUGAUAACGCAACAAGAUAAAGGUAAUAGGAUCAAUGGGACAUUUACUACACAGGCAUACGCUAAUAUGAUUGAAGAGUUGACUACAAAACUUCCAAGAGAUAUUAUUAAAAUGGAGAUUACUAAAAACCAUUUGAGGAAUCGUUUAAAAACACUAAAAAUACGUUUUUCUCAAUGGUACGAUAUGUUUCGAGGAACUUCAUUGAGUGGGUUCUCAUGGAAUCCUGAUACUCAACUAAUUGAAGCAGAGGAUGAAGUAUGGAAUAAGUUGAUAGAGUCAAAACCCGAGGCUGCAUCAUUGAAGACAAAAAAAGUGUCAAACUACAACGAACUAUUAGCGCUAUUUGCAAGGGAUAGGGCGUCGGGUAUACAUGCUGAAACUGCUAAGGAAAUGAAUGCUCGAUUGAACAAUAACGACACCAUUAAUAUAGAAACGAUUACAGAUGUGGAUGACUUACUAGCGACCAAUGAAAUAACUUUGGAGAACGAGUACAAUAUUGAAGAUGAUAUUCAAGUAUUAGGUACUACGCCUCCUCCCCCUGAACAAUCUUCUAAUGCAAAAAAGUAUAAAACUAAAAAAAGAAAACUAGAGCAAGAAGAUGAAACAUUUAACUCAAAGCUUAUAAAUUGCUUUGAGAAUGUUGCUAAUGCUAUUGUAGAUGGCAAUAAAAUAUUAGAUAGAGUUCAUCAUCGUGAGUAUACAGGUGAGGAAAUUUAUAAGGAAUUGGCGCCGAUGGGUUUGGAGUCCCAUGAAAUACCGAAGGCUUUAAAUUAUUUAGCGACCAAUCAGGCAAAAGCAAGGACAUUAUUUAGUUGUCCUCCUGAAAUACGAAUGGAUGUACUUAAAGAUAUGAUGGAAUUGAUUUCAUGCUUUGGAUCACCAAUGGAGGCCCAGUCCCUAAAUAUAUUAUUAUUAUUAUUCUUAGUUUGUAUGGUUUUGUUGUCAUCAGAUUGUUCUGCACUAGAUACCAUAUCUGCAAAUGAAAAAAUCAGAGAUGGUAAAGCCACCCUUGUUUCUGAAGGCGAAAUGUUCGAAUUGGGCUUUUUUAGUCCCGGCAAGUCCAAGAACCGGUACCUCGGAAUAUGGUACAAGAAGAUAUCAUAUCGUACAGUUGUAUGGGUUGCUAACAGGGAGACACCAAUUGCAGAUACAUCAGGCAUGCUCGAGCUUACCAGACUGGGAAACCUGGUGAUUCGUAGUGGCGGAAACUCGUUGGUUUGGUCAUCCAAUUCGACGGGUAAUAAUUCAGUAGUGGUGGCGCAGCUUUUAGAAAGCGGAAAUCUUGUCGUGUGGAAUAGAAAUAAAAUGAUUUGGCAAAGUUUUGACUAUCCAGGGGACACAUUUCUACCUGGAAUGAAAUUCGGGAAGGACUUGGUAACAGGGUUAGAGAGAUUCAUGACAUCUUGGAAGAGUCCUGAUGAUCCUUCUGUAGGUGUGUAUAGUAAUAUAGUCGACACGAAUGGAUAUCCACAAACAUUGGGGAGGCAGAGUCAAGUUUUACAAGCAAGACUUGGACCGUGGAAUGGCCUCGGGUUUAGUGGCUUUCCUAUUGAAAAAGAGAAUAAGAUUUACUCCACCGAGUUUGUGAUGAAUGAGAAAGAAAUCUAUCAUACAUAUGUACUGAAAAGUUCGGUUGUUCAAAGGGUAGUUUUGACAUGGGAUGGAAAGACACUGUUUUUGCAAUGGAUUGAGCGAAUCAAAGACUGGAUUGUGUACGCAGACGUUGCAGUAGAUAGUUGUGAUCGAUUUUCACUCUGCGGUCCUUAUGGAAUCUGUAGUAUUAACAUGCAUCCACCUUGUACAUGUAUGCAAGGGUUUGAACCAAGAAAUCCAGAAGAAUGGGAGACGUCAGAUUGGGUAAGUGGGUGUAUACGCAAAAAGCCUCUGCAGUGUGGUAAUAGGAGUGGUGAUGGGGAUGGUUUUUGGAAAAUUGCAAGAGUAAAGGUACCAGACACACGACGGGCAUGGUAUAAUGUGAGCAUGACCCUCGGAGAAUGUGAGAUAGCUUGCAAAAGGAACUGCUCUUGUACGGCUUAUACAAGUUUGGAUAUCAGAAAUGGAGGAAGUGGAUGUUUGCUAUGGCUUGAUGAGCUUUUGGACACAAGAGAAUAUGACGUGGAUCAAGAUAUUUACAUAAGAAUGUCAGCCUCUGAAUUAGAAGGUCUUGUGAACUCCCAGUCCGAUCUCAACGAAUGGAAAAGAAAUUUUAUACUGGUGCUUUUAACUACAUCAGCUCUGCUACUUCUCUUUGUAGUGGCAUAUGCCUGUAGAAGGAUAAAGAAAACGCCUCACUUGAAAGGUCAAGGAAAGUGGAAUGUGCAUGAUGAAAAGAAUACAAGUCUGCAGAUGGAACAGCUUGAUGAUAUACAAUGUUUUAGCUUAUAUGAAGUAGCCAGGGCCACAGGUAACUUCAGCGUCUCCAAUAAGAUUGGACAAGGUGGCUUUGGUCCGGUUUACAAGGGUGUGUUGAAGGAUGGAAGACAAAUAGCUGUCAAGCGACUCUCAGAAAGUUCCCAACAAGGGGUUGAUGAGUUCAAGAAUGAGGUCAUCUGUAUUGCAAAACUUCAGCAUCGGAAUCUUGUGAAGCUUCUUGGAUAUUGCAUUCAUCAAAAUGAACUGAUUUUGAUAUACGAGUACAUGACUAACAAAAGCUUGGACUGGUUUCUAUUUGAUGAAACCAGAAGCUUGAUGCUUAACUGGCCUCAACGUUUCAAUAUAAUAGAGGGGAUAGCUCGAGGUAUUCUCUAUCUACAUCAAGAUUCCCGCCUUCAGAUUAUCCACAGAGAUCUCAAGGCAGCUAAUAUUUUGCUGGACGGUGACAUGAAUCCAAAAAUAUCUGACUUCGGCCUAGCUAGAAAGUUUGUGGGGCGAGAUACCACCAAUAAGACAAAGAAAGUGGUCGGAACAUAUGGUUACAUUUCUCCAGAGUAUGCAGUGCAUGGUCGUUUCUCAGUUAAAUCUGAUGUAUUUAGUUUUGGUGUUCUGGUGUUGGAGAUAAUUUGCGGGAAGAGAAACAGAGAAUUCUCUCAUGGGGGCCAUAGUGAUAACCUUCUUGGACAUGCAUGGAGACUGUAUAAAGAAGGAAGGUCCACCGGACUAUUGAGUGCAUCUUUACAGGCCUCAUGUGUGGUCUCUGAAGUACUAAGAUCUAUACAUGUAGCGCUGUUAUGCGUGCAGCAUCAUCCAGAAGAUAGACCAACUAUGUGGUCUGUGGUUCUCAUGCUGGUUAGUGAGGGACCACUGCCUGAACCUAAAACACCUGCUUUUUUCACUGAAGAGAGUUGCGGUGAUCAUGAAUCUCUUCCAUCUGUUGAUGAACACACGAUAACACUAUUGUGUGCUCGAUAACAUGCACAUGGUUAUAUAGUGUAUUAUGGCUUAUAGUUUGAGAGACUAGUUUCCAGCUUUUGAUAUUAUAAUUUAUUAGACUUUAUACU